Messenger RNA from Lolium rigidum, 1116 nucleotides. RefSeq names its product photosynthetic NDH subunit of lumenal location 5, chloroplastic-like. Bases 37 to 777 code for a protein of 246 amino acids. NCBI's taxonomy places the organism in Eukaryota, Viridiplantae, Streptophyta, Magnoliopsida, Poales, Poaceae. The transcript has 7 exons. The record is from RefSeq and is a predicted model, not a curated record. Gene Ontology annotation, biological process: protein folding; protein peptidyl-prolyl isomerization. Gene Ontology annotation, molecular function: peptidyl-prolyl cis-trans isomerase activity.
UCCUCAAACCUCUCCUCCCCACCUCCACCUCCAACAAUGGCGGCCGCGACCUCCUUCGCCACACUCGCCAUGGCGCGCCCGGCGGCGGCGGCGCAGAGGGCGUCCCACCUCGCCUCCAGGUCGUCCCCAUCGUCGCCGCUCCUCUCCCUCCGCGGCGGCCGCGUCGCGCCUCCGGCCGUCUCCGUCUCCGGUGGCCCCCACAGCCGCGCGCGCUUCGUCACCUCCGCCAGCGCCGAACCCUAUGCAGCCGACCUUCAGUCCAAAGUUACAAACAAGGUGUACUUCGACAUAAGCAUCGGGAACCCCGUGGGGUCGAACGUUGGGAGGAUUGUCAUCGGGCUGUAUGGGGACGAUGUUCCACAGACCGUCGAGAACUUCCGCGCUCUUUGCACUGGGGAGAAAGGGUUUGGCUACAAGGGGUCGAGUUUCCACCGUGUCAUCAAGGACUUCAUGAUUCAGGGUGGAGACUUUGACAAGGGCAACGGUACUGGAGGGAAAAGCAUCUACGGCCGCACCUUCAAGGAUGAGAACUUCAAAUUGGUUCAUACUGGACCUGGAGUGCUCAGCAUGGCUAACGCUGGACCAAACACCAACGGCAGCCAAUUCUUCAUCUGCACUGUCAAGACAUCAUGGCUGGACGGGAGACACGUUGUCUUUGGCCAGGUUCUCGAAGGCAUGGACAUCGUUCGUCUGGUAGAGUCGUCGGAGACUGACAGAGGUGACCGUCCGAAGAAGAAGGUGACCAUCAGCGAGUGCGGGGAGCUUCCAGUGGUCUAAGCUUUAGACAGAUCUCUGUAUCGUCUCCCAUUCCGGCCUCUAAAUUUUGCCAUGAACUCGUCUCGUUGGGCUACCCUUAUCCAAAUAGUUAUGGAUCAUGCUGAGUUGGAAUUAAUAUCUCUAAGCAGCGAGUAAUUAUUGGCGUAACUAGUGUUACAGCUAUCAAGUUCUCAUGCCUAUGAGUGGAUCAGGUUUGGAUGCAGUUUUGAUCAGGGAGAGUCGCAGUGAAUAAUUUGCAACGCUGAUGGACAGUUUGUUAAGACUAUGUGACUUUUUUUUAUUAGAUUACAAGAUCUGGAUCAAAUAAUACAUAUGUAUGCGACUUCGCAUAUAUGUCUA